AUGAGAAUACAGCUUGGUUGCGAAGAUGCACAGGAUUCACAUCAGGAAGCUGGCAGCAAUAAUAGAAAAGCUUCUAGCAACAAUAGAUGCAGUAUACCUCGCAAGACUAAAGUUACGGAAACUACUAAGAUUAAAAAACAGGGCCUUAAAAUUAAGAGGUUGAAACACCUAUUUAGAACUAUCAGUAAAGGCGAAAGAACAAUUACUAUGGUAGGCAGAACAGCUAGAAAGAAAAAAGAUAUUAAUAAACAGGCUUUGAAAGGAAGAAGAACAGAAGCUUCACAUAAAUAUAUUAAAGAUAAAAGCGAUUUAAUUCACUCUGAUGAUAUUCAAACAUCUGAUGGGGAAGUCAGUUUUGAUCAAAACAGACAACUUGACAUGAAUGAUGAAUUAUGUGAAUCCUCCAUGGACAUUGAUACCCAGGAUUCUGGCCAAAGCACAGAAAAAAUAUGCAAUUUUGUGUCUAAUAACUCUCCUAUGGACUUCAGUGAAUUGGUUUCUAUCUCUGAUAGACAUGAUUAUAGAUCUAUCUCAAAUAUUACCAAUAAAGAAUUUUCUUCUUCCAGGCCCGAUAUUGGGCUUUGUACCCCAAUUAACUACAAGAUAUCAAAUAUGCAUGUGGCUUAUCUCCAGGAAUGUCUUCAAAAAAAGGGUAUUUCUCAACAAGCUAUCGAACUAACUCAAGAACUUCAUUUUACUAACGAUCAAAAAAUAGCAGUAUUUUUGUCAAAUGUAAGGUCGCAUAACCCUGCAGCAAUUGAUACAAUUGCCAAUUGGUUGAAGGAUAUCAUUAGACAUUUAGCACCUGAAGGAAAAGCAAAAAACAUUCGAAUACUGUUGGUGCUGUUGGCACAAAAUGGAGAUGCUGAUCUAAAUGUGAUCUUAGUAUUGAAAAAUUGGUCUAGUCUAAAUAUCUACCAAUAUUUCUAUCAGAGAGGUAUAAAAUUAAUGUUAGAACAGAACAACAUUACUGAAAAAUUUAUGAAUCAAGCUAGAAAUAUAUAA
Messenger RNA from Racocetra persica, 1005 nucleotides. The record is from the annotation of a GenBank genome assembly. NCBI's taxonomy places the organism in Eukaryota, Fungi, Glomeromycota, Glomeromycetes, Diversisporales, Gigasporaceae.